GGCUGAGUUUCAACGCAAUAUCGUUUUCAAAAGAUCUUGGUCGGUCUCUCGGGGAUUACUUGAAUGCUAUCUAGUAUCUGUACUCUGACAUCCGCUUCUCUUCUUUGCAAUUUACGAGCGAUAAAACGAUAUGGCAACGCUAAAGAGGAAGCCGCUCCUACCCACCGCUGACAGAUCAUCAUCCGAGACCCUCCUGGGCUCCUUCUACUCACGAAAUGAUGACUUGGACAACCUGCCUGAAAAUUCUACCGAAAUUGAGAUACCUGGCAGCCACACCACAGGAUUUCGUUCCACCAAGAUAACUAGCACGGCUGUUGCUAGCCCGGUUGCCUUCAAUCGACAGGAUAUCAAGGACAUCAGCCCCAAAGAAGAGCCUUUCACUCAUGCGAAAUACCCUUCUUCACAAAGGUACCGCAUUUUCUGGUACUGGAAAUGGGAACUCGCUGCACUUGGCUUAGCCGUUGGGCUGCUCGCAGCUAUAACUGCUCUUCUAAUGUCUUUCAACGGGCAGCGUGUUCCAGACUGGGGCUAUUCCAUCAACCUCAGCACUCUUCUCGCCCUGUUAGCGACAAUUCUCCGAGCUGUUAUAGUUAUGAUCAUUGGCCAAAUUAUCUUGCAGGCCAAAUGGACCUGGUACUCAGGGGACCGUUCGCGUCCCCUUCAACAUCUACAAGACUUUGAUCGUGGCAGCCGCGGUACCGUUGGAUCAGCGUUUCUCUUACCAACGGUGCUUGGAGGUAGUUUCGUCACUGCUCUUGCGGCUCUAGUUAUGGUUUUUUCACUCGCGAUCGGUCCAUUCGUCCAACAAGCGAUUAAAACGACGAGUUGUGUCCAUCCAGUGCUAGGAAUGACCGCUUCACUGCCCUCGGCCCACUUUGUCCCUCGGCAAGUUCUAUUUGGCAGAGGAAAUAUAAAUACAGAACCUUUAUCAGAACUCAACAACUCUGUCUUUGAAUGCCUGACCGGAGGCGUCGACGCAGUCGAAAAUCAGAUUGGUACCUGUAGCACUAGCAAUUGCACCUUUCCAAAUGGUGACCCAAUCGACGCCUCUACUACGUCCACAGUCGCCUCCUCAUUCUCUAACGUUGGAAUGUGCUCAAGUUGUGUGGACGUCUCUCCCCUUGUGGAGUCUGUCGAGACUAAUAUGAGUUCCGGGUUGUCCACCUGGAGCUUGCCAAAUGGGCAAUCUAUUACUUCUCCCAAAAACUGGACUGCUUGGGGGACGGUUGCAAACGUGAGUAUAAACUCCGACUUUUUAUGGCUGAAGAGCCUCUUAAGUCCCGAAUUCGCGCAGGCUAGUCAGUGGGCGGUAGCUAUGGUCACAUCGCUUGUGCUGUCCUCGUCGCAAUGCGGAGAUACUGCAAUGCCCUACUGCCAAACAAAGAUGCCUUUUCCCAACGGGCACAAGAUGGUGGGUCCUAUUGCUGCGGCAUGCGCACUGUACCCUUGUAUACGAAGGACGGUCCCUUCGAUGACGAACAAUAAGCUGUCCGAGGUUCUAAUCGAUACCACAAAGCUAUUGCCCGCAGUUUUCGAUACUUUCGUGAACGGCCCGUUGGGAAAUAUCACCAAUGAGCUUGAGUUCCUGUCAGGCAUCCUGACUGGCUUAAACGUCACUGAUCCCGGCUCAUUAUUGAAUUACGCAGAAAUCCAGUUGCCCUGCCGCGUUAAUGAGACUAUAUACACAAGUCAGAAUGCUUCCGGGGCACCGAAUGCAACAACUCUACUUCUGUACGAGACGUUCCCUAAUGGAACAUUCCAAAUCAAAAAAGUCUCGGCCCCAGAACCGUGCAUCUACCGACAAGACCCAAUAUUCACAUCCACGGUAGCGAACAUACUAGAAACGUUUCUGCCGCAGACCUGCUUUUAUAACGGCCUUCUCGAUAUAGAAUGCUCUGGCAAUAUAUGGGAAAUAGGGAAUGAAAUGUAUAAUCUAUACAGGAAUGCCAACAUCACAGUGUCUGCGAUCCACAAUUACUUCGAGUCGUUCGCUAUGGCACUUACGAAUAGGUUCCGGUCGAGUUUCGGGAGUUCAGUAUAUGUCGCGAACACACUCUCGGACCUGCCAGAGGGUGAGGUACAGGGGGUUGUAUGGCAGGAUUCGGUGUGCACGUCCGCGCAAUGGGAGUGGUUAUUGCUUCCUGCCUUACUCGUGCUCCUUACUUGUUUCUUAUUGUUAUGGACGGUUGCUGAGAGCUGGAGGCGCCGUAAUAUUGAGCCUGUGUGGAAAGAGAACGUACUACCUGCAUUGUUAUACAAGGAUAAAUUCAAAGAGACGGAUAAAUCUGCGUUAGGUGAAGUGUCGGGACAGCUUCCAGGAGGCUUGAAUCGACAAACGGAUAAGCUGCUGGAAAUCGAUGAAAUGGAAGCGAUUGCGAAGAGUAUAAAGGUGAGAUUUCACUGGUCUGAGGGUAGAGGACAAGAAAUGAAAACAUUUAGUAUAAGAACUAAAGAGAAUAAUACCGGGAAAAGGAAUUAAGACGUGACUAGCUAAAGAAAAUAAAAGAAAAUGCUAUAAUUAAGAAC
This is a messenger RNA of Hyaloscypha bicolor E, 2526 nucleotides long. RefSeq lists its product as uncharacterized. The record is from RefSeq and is a predicted model, not a curated record. The transcript has a single exon. Bases 131 to 2479 code for a protein of 782 amino acids. NCBI's taxonomy places the organism in Eukaryota, Fungi, Ascomycota, Leotiomycetes, Helotiales, Hyaloscyphaceae.